UGUUGCGGGAGGGGAUAUCCCAAUUUGUUUUUCUUCGAUUUUAUUCUACUUCUAAGUAAUAUAGGGUGAAAAGGAAGGCUUUUUUCCAGGACACAACUUCAGCAGCUCAACUAAGCCUAGUUUUAUAAUGUAACCAUACAUAUUCAACGAUUCUUGGUCAUCCGUGUCGCCGAUCAAGAAAACAAAUUAGCAUUUGGUAAUCGGUUAGUUCAUACGGUGUAGCGUAUAGUUUAGUUUUUGUUCGUUAGUCACCCGCAACAGUUCACUGUGCCGUUGUGCAGCAUGGCCAGUGAUAACAAGAUGGCAGGCGGCAGCAAGCUUGCUCUGCCUGUGAGCAGUGAAGACAACACUAGCAUACUCGCUGUGAUCUACAGGUUCUUUAAAAAGGUGUCAAUAGUGGGAGCAGUAUACCUAGUGGGGUACAUGCAAUGGAGCGUGGCGUGGCUGAUUGGGCCGGUAAUCCUGUCGGUGGUGCGCGACCAGUGGCGGCGCGAGAACCAGUACCGCCGGAACCUGGCCAAGGCGGCCGCCACGUCCUCCGAGAAAGACGUCGUCCUUGCAAGGCUGGAUGAUCUGCCCUCUUGGGUGUUCUUCCCGGAUGUUGAACGAGCUGAAUGGCUAAACAGAAUCCUGCUACAAGUAUGGCCCAACGUGAACCACUACGCGCGCAGCCUGCUGAAGGACGCGAUCGAGCCCGCCGUGGCCGAGAGUCUCGCCAACUACAAGCUCAACGGGUUCAAGUUCGAGCGCAUGAUCCUCGGCACUAUUGCGCCUCGUAUCGGUGGAGUGAAGGUGUAUGACAAGAAUCUCUCGAGGAAUGAAAUCAUCAUGGACGUGGAUUUAUUUUAUGCCGGGGACUGUGACAUAUCCUUCGUCCUUCAACGCAUUCGCGGUGGCAUCAAAGAUCUUCAGAUCCACGGCAUGGUCCGCGUGGUGAUGAAGCCGCUGAUCAGCAAGAUGCCGCUGGUGGGCGGGCUGCAGGUGUUCUUCCUCAACAACCCCAACAUCGACUUCAACCUCGUCGGCGCCGCGGACGUGCUGGACAUGCCCGGAUUUAGCGACAUCCUCCGGCGGUGCAUAGUGGAGCAGGUGGCCAAGAUGAUGGUGCUCCCCAACAAGUUGCCUAUCAAACUCAGCAAUGAGAUACCCACUGUGGACCUGCGCAUGCCCGAGCCUGAGGGCGUUCUGAGAAUUCAUCUAGUCCAAGCACAAAAUCUUAUGAAAAAGGAUGUUUCCAUGUUGGGUAAGGGUAAGUCGGACCCGUACGCGAUCAUAACAGUGGGCGCGCAGCAGUGGAAGACCAAACACAUCGAUAACGACGUCAACCCACGCUGGGAGUACUGGUGCGAGGCGAUAAUAAGUUCACGGGAGAGCCAGACGUUGCAGUGCGAGCUGUGGGACUGGGACCCGGGAAUGGGAAUACAGAACGAUGAUUAUCUCGGCAGAUGCUCACUAGAUAUAUCGCAAGUUGUUAAAGCUGGCCGCUUAGACACGUGGCAAACCCUUCAGCAAGCGAAGCACGGCAAGGUGCACCUGCGUCUGUCGUGGCACCGGCUUUCUUCUGAUGUUUUGGAUCUCAGUCACGCAUUAACAGAAACGCAACUGGUCAAGAAUGGUGAGCUCAGCUCCGCAGUACUAUCGGUGUACAUAGAUUCCUGCAAGAAGUUACCCAAUGCGCGUGCGUCGUCCAAACCGGACCCGUACCUGACGGUGACGCUCGGUAAGAAGACAGAGAACACCGCGGUACAGAUGCGCACCGACGACCCCGUCUACGAGAUCGGCUACUCGUUCCUCGUGCAGAACCCCGAGAUUGACCUGCUCGAAGUCCAGGUGUUGGACCAGAAGACGGGUAGCCAGCUAGGCCAGCUGACGUACUCGGUGGCGUCGCUGCUGCGGCAGAAGGACCUCAGCAUGAUCACGCAACCCAUCAUGCUGCAGAAGUCCGGACCCGAGUCCAAGAUCAUCAUGUCCUGCCAACUGAGGAUAUUGAAAGAGGCUGUGAAAGAGGAUUACGCCGAUGAGGAAGAUCUGCCGCCUGCUCCGAGCAACUCCGCCCCCGCCGCCGCGCCCGCUGCCCCGCCCGCGCCCGCAGAUGCUGUCAACGGCAACCUCACCGAUACUGCCUCUAACGUAUCAGCACCGUCAAAUGCAGACUUGAAGAAUAUGCCAGAUGACGUCACAGAUUCAGCUUCACAAAAGUCGAUACCAGUAGAGCACAUAGAGAAAGCUGUUGAUGUACCCCAAGAAAGCCAAGCGCCAUCUAGUCGUGAUUCCCCGAAACUAGUACACAGGACGUCUUCAAUAACUACAUCUGCGGGCGAAGCUGGAUUAGGUCGAAUUCUGAUCUCACUUCGCUACAGCAUGCCAAAUCAAACACUGUUCGUCGUUGUACACAAAAUUAUGAACAUACCAUUAAAAGACCCCUCCAAUGUGCCGGAUCCUUAUGUAAAAUUGUACUUACUUCCUGGACGUUCAAAGGAUUCCAAAAGAAAAACAGUGGUGGUAAAAGACAGCUGUAUGCCGGAAUACGACGAGCAGUUCGAGUGGGUGAUACCACACGCGGAGCUGCAUUCCAGACAGGUGGAGGUGACUGUCGCCACGCACAAGGGAUUCCUCGCCGGCAGCCCCAUCAUAGGACAGGUAAUAAUUCAUCUAAACCAGUACAAUUUCCGGGAAGCAAAGACUUUAUGGUUCGAUUUGCUGCCGGAGUCUGCACCCAAAGAUUAGAAUUAUGUAGAAUGGCCUGUCAAUUAUGAUUUUUCUAUGUUUACCUUUUUUUUCUACCUAUCCCUAUAUUCGGACAUUUGCCAUAAUAUAUGAUCUGUCUUGGUCGUGAUAUUUGUGCACUGUUUAUUUGUGUAAGUCAUGUGAAACUAAAUUCUCUAACUAUUGCUUUUGCAAGGGCUCUGCAGAUGUUUAUUUACAAUUUAUUUAUUGUGUAUUCUAAAUACUUUUAUUCUGUAAGCCUUUGUUAAUCAUAGUCGAACUUUACUUAUUUAUACUUGUUACAUCAUUUUACAAAUGUUCCUGUUGAGAAUGCAUCUAUUUAUAUCUGUAAAUGGAGUGUGUAAUCUUUUUAUCUUGUGUAAUUAUUUUUUCUUAAUUUAACAAAUACUGUUUGAAUAUAUCUGUUAAUCUUAUAUUUCAGCUUAUGAAGCAUUAUUGUAUGCAUUUAUUUUGGAUAGUUUAAAAAACUAUUUUUGUUUUGAUACAUGCAACGCUUUAAGUGUAUGCCUUUAUUUACUUAAUAAAGUAUUGAAAGAAGUGUAA
Molecule: messenger RNA, 3270 nt
Organism: Pectinophora gossypiella (pink bollworm)
Lineage: Eukaryota; Metazoa; Arthropoda; Insecta; Lepidoptera; Gelechiidae
Gene: Esyt2
Product: extended synaptotagmin-2-A
Exons: 24
Coding region: 283-2727 (814 amino acids)
Biological process (GO): lipid transport
Molecular function (GO): lipid binding
Source: RefSeq, a predicted model, not a curated record